AUAAUCGAAUUUCCUUAAAAUUAUGAAUGAAACCCUCAAAAUUAAAUGGAAAAUAACAUCUUAAAUAAUAGUUCUAUGAUCGUUCCAGAAAAAACAUAAGCUUUAGUCAUGUUAACGUGUUAAUAUAUGAAAAAAUAUGUGUUCUGCACACUCGCUUAGCAAAAUAAAAAUACAUGUGUUUUAUGAAAUACUCAUUUUGAUAUUGUUAUAUUAGGUGUUAGAUUGUUACCGAAUUUAGUCUUCCGUGUAGUUUCACAUAUCGUUGGCUAGUUGUCUUAUCAAAUAGUUGUGUAAAGGUUGUGCUAUAUAAAAUUGAAGAAAUAACACUUACGUUGAAAGAAUACAUCAUGAGGUACAAGAGACGCACCUCCCAAGCGACGAGGGGAUCACGGCACUCCGACAAGAAGUACACCAUCCAACUGGACUUGGAUUACCUGGAGAGGGGGGGCGCAGGCACCCUGACGGUUGGGGGGGCUCCCAGCGUGGAGCCAAGUCCCGACAGCCUCGACCUCAUCAAAGUGGUGCUCUUGGGCGCCCCAGCCGUGGGCAAGACUAGUAUUAUACAGCAAUUCGUGUGGAGCGAUUUCUCAGAAGAUUACCUGCCGACUGACAGAAAGCACACCUUCUACCCUUCGGUGAUCAUCAACGAGCACCUGUACGAAGUGAAGAUCACUGAUGUACCUGUCAUUCCUUACUUCCCCAUCAACUCCUACUAUGAAUGGGCUCACUACCGCUUUUAUGGUCUUCGGAAUGCCACAGCAUACAUCCUUGUCUUUGACUUAUCGAAUGUGGAGACUUUCCAGUACAUCAGAACGCUGCGAGACCAGAUGGUAGAGAGCAGGGACAUGAGAAACGUGCCUGUUCUGGUUGUGGGUAACAAGCAGGAUUUGCUGUGCAGUAACACUCCUUCUGCUGCCAGCGGUCUGCAGCAGCUAGCAAUCGCUGAAAGCGCUUGUGGUGACUCCAGGGAGAAGCGUCGUAACAUCGUCAAUCUGGUUCGAAAGCACUGGAAGUGCGGCUACGUGGAGUGUUCUGCCAAAUACAAUUGGAGGGUUAUAGCAGUUUUCAAAGAACUUAUGGAGAUGAUAGAUGCCUUGGAGUGGAGUGGUGGGGGGAGGAAUGCAGAGCCUCCUCCAGACUCCUCGACCGGUGGUGGGGCGGGGUCUCAUGAGAACCGUUGCGUGGUUGCUUAGCACUAGUUUCUAGAACUUUUGCAAAAUACUGAGUUUUCUUUGUGUACCCUUAAAAUGAUGGUGUGGACAAAAAUAUAAGCGUUACAUUCGAUAAUGUAUUGAACAAUGUUAGAUGGAUAUUAAGACCAUUGGAAAGCAGUAUCAAAAAGUGAAAAUUGUAGGAAUUCCAUAAUAACUGUUCUUAUAGAAAUAUCUUAUCGAACAAGCGUAUAAUGGACUGAUACACUUUUUGAUGUUUUGGAUAAUAAGUGAAGAUAGAUUAAAGUUUUGGUAAAUGUUGCAAAUUAUAAAUGAAAAUUUUGUGGAACGUUCAAUAUUAUGAAAACUUUCGCGUAUUAUGAAAAUUAUUUUUUUGAUCACUACAUUACAUUUUACAGAUUUAUUAAAAGUAUCACGCACUUCUAAAUAAGUCAGGUAUGAAACCGUAAUAAAAGAUUUUUGUGUAAUGUAAUUUUGUCUGCAAUUGUAUGAAAUAAGUUUGUAAUGUAAAUUUUUGGUUGCCAUUUUAGUAAAAUGAAAUAUUUUAGUAAAAAAAUUAAUCUUGCCAAAAAAGUUUCAUCUACUCAAUUAUUUUAAGACUUCGUAUUGCUUAUGAAUAUAAGUACAAUGUACAUUUUCAAAGUCAUUUACUUCUAACAAUAUUCUAAGCUUUAAAUUUUAACCAUUUGGAAGGAUUUAUUCUUUUCCAGGGUAAUUUUACACUUUUCUACUAUAAAUUAAGUUUUCAACUCUUCUCUUUUAUAGAUUAGGUGAAUAGUAUGUUUCCAAAACGAUCUUCUAAACUGAAAAUACCUAUAAAUAAUUUGGGUUCUAAUGUGAAAAAAAUAAUUAUGUGAAAAUUGCCAAAUAUCUUUUACAAAACUAAAUCUUUUCCUUAAGUUAUUAAGUAAAAUACACAUAAUAUUGUAAAAAUAAUACUAAUGUUAGUGAAUAUAAACCCCAAAUUUUCUAAUUAAUCUUGGGUAGGUAUAAAAAAAUAUCUAAUGAGAUGCCAUAGACUUGCUCGAAAUUAAACUUUGUAUCGAGUCACAUAGAUCAAUAUUAUAGAAAAUCGAUAAAUCUAUAGUAAUAAUUACUUACUCUGUGUUGUGCUUCUUCUAUGAGCUUCCUCUAUUAAAUGUAAAUAUAGUUUAAAACUUUUCAUUUAUAAAAAUAGCAUCAGCUAUGAUUCUUAUAGUUUGUUGCUUAGAUAUAGCUUAGAAAGUGAUGUUAAAUAUUUUGAACCCUCUUUUAUGCAGUUGGGUAAAUGAGAGAAGUGUAUUUAAGUUAUCUUGUAAAAAUAAUAUUGUGUUGUUAUAGUAACAAUAGGUAGAUAUAGUUGUAAAGUAAGUAACCUACUACGGUAUCGGAAAUUUUUAGCUGAAUUUAGCUUGCAGGCCAAGACAUAAAAUAGAUAGGAGCAGAAGACAAUCUUCAUACAAAUUACGUUCAGAUAACGCACACAUAGACAAAAUUCACGGACACGAUGCGUCCGAAAUGUCGCAGACCAUUCUAAACCACCACAAGCGCGAAUGCCGCCCGCUUGAGACACACGUCAGUGUGCGUAACCUAAGCAAAAUGAAGAUAUAAUACGAGUAUUGGUAUUUGAUACAGGUGAUUGUCAUCUGUUACUAUCUUUUUUGAGCCAAAAUAAUAACGCUAUAAUUCAACUGUAAACAUGUAUUCUGUGUAUAGUUCUUGCAACUCACGAAGGCAAGUGAGCUUUACUUGUGUGUGUACGUGUACAUGCACAUAACGAUAGUGUAAUGCCUAUCAAAACUUUUGAAAAACUAACAGUAGCGAGCCACCACACAUGUAAAGCUCACUCGCCUUCGUGAAUUGCAACAACUAUAAGCCUAGGCGCAGACCAUCGAUUUUUCGUCGGCCGAUAGUUUAGUCGGGCAGUUGAUCAGUAUGGGCAUAGAUGGAAGUGCACACAUUACACCGAUUUGAUUUGGCCGAUUCUUCAUACAAUUAAAAAUCAGGCACAACUAUCGGCCAACUAAAAAUCGGUGGUCUGCGUCUAGUCUAAUAGAAAAACAGCAGUCUAUUUUCAUCAGUAAUUUGUAAAUAUAACAACUAAAUAAUUUUCAAUAUUAAAAUGAAAGAAUUUUACUUAACAGCGCUUUAUUAUUUGUAUGUAGACGUGUAGAGUUAAGGCAGCGCUGCAGCCGCUGUGUCGUAAAGGACUCUGGUUGUUGUCAUCGUUGUAAUUAAAUUAUUAAAUUAUCUUUUAAGUAAUUAGUGUGGCCAAAAGUGUACAUUUUGCAGUGUCGCACUGUAUUUAAGACGGUCUUGAUAACAAUUGUUAUACAAAGGUUACACGGUGCAAUAAAAC
Messenger RNA from Ostrinia nubilalis (European corn borer), 3510 nucleotides. RefSeq names its product ras-like protein family member 10B. NCBI's taxonomy places the organism in Eukaryota, Metazoa, Arthropoda, Insecta, Lepidoptera, Crambidae. The record is from RefSeq and is a predicted model, not a curated record. Gene Ontology annotation, molecular function: GTP binding; GTPase activity. The coding region runs from base 348 to 1193 and encodes 281 amino acids. The transcript has 4 exons.